Molecule: messenger RNA, 2617 nt
Organism: Carya illinoinensis
Lineage: Eukaryota; Viridiplantae; Streptophyta; Magnoliopsida; Fagales; Juglandaceae
Product: calmodulin-binding protein 60 D-like
Exons: 10
Coding region: 690-2282 (530 amino acids)
Biological process (GO): regulation of salicylic acid biosynthetic process
Cellular component (GO): nucleus
Molecular function (GO): DNA-binding transcription factor activity; sequence-specific DNA binding; calmodulin binding
Source: RefSeq, a predicted model, not a curated record
AAAAAUAUAUUAAAAAAAGUAUAUCUAAGAGAAAUUCCAGGAAUCUUCCCUGGAUAGGAUUUUCCCGGAAGGGGGGAUUCGUUGAAAAAACUGCUCCCACCGGAACUUGCAGAGAACCAUGCUGUUCUGCACGCCCAUUGACUAAAUAGCACCGAUUCUCUUUGGCUGUCACAUGAAAUCAGCAACGCCGCAACCUCUGAAACCUACCAUUCAAAGUUAAUCCAUUUGAACAUUUUUACGUUUAUGACCGUUGGCUCUGCUAUAGUGGAGCCAUGUCUGCAUAUAAAAACUGAAACUUUAAUUUCUCCGACAUUCCGAAGAAACUCUUUGGAACUGACUGAGUUUCUAAGUUCCGACAUGUAUGCUUUUGGUUCUACUUAGCUUAUAGCGUGGGUGAUAAAUUUCUCCGACACAGCUGAACGCGUAUAUGUGGAAAAUUUGGUCCCGAGAUAGCAUUCUUUAGUACUUUACAAUCAUUACGCGUUUGUUUUGUUGGCUGAAUAUUCCAAAAGCGUGAGAACCUUUAAAAUCUGUAUAUUUAAUGGAUAAAUCGACCAAUUCUAAGUUCAAGCUGCUACUUCGUAUUAUCUCAAAGAUUUAAUACUAUAUCUAUAUAAUACUGCAUAUAAAUCUUCUCAUCUUUUCCUACAUCAAAUACCUUUGGGAUAUUCAUCUUGACUCUUGCUUUGAUGGUGGUUAAGAGGAAUUUUAAUGGGGAUAAAGAUGGUUCUGAACCGUCUAAGCGCAGACAAGAAUUUCAGAUGCGGGCUUUUCCACGUGUGUUUUCAGACCUUGAGAUUCAACAAUUCUGGGAACCUUUUUUUCGAAAAGUGGUACAGGAGGAGUUGGAACGUGUUUUGCAAUCAAUUCACCCAUGUCCAAGAUCCUCAACUCAGCCGGCUGCAUCUGGGGUGAGGAGCUUGCAUUUGCGCUUUGUCAAUGCAUUGCCCUCUCCCAUAUUCACAAAAAAUAGGUUAAAAGCUGAGGAUGGCUCACCCAUCAGAAUUGAACUGUUUGAUACUCGGUCUGGGACUAUAGUCAAAGCCGGUCCUCUUUCCACAAUAAAACUUGAUAUUGUCGUCCUUCAUGGUGAUUUCUGUUCUGAUGACCAUGAAGACUGGACCGAGCAGGACUUCAAUGCCAGUGUUGUACGUGAAAGAGAAGGUAAAAGGCCAUUAUUGGUUGGGGUUCUGAAAGUGACCUUGAUCGAAGGUGCUGGAUGUAUCGGUGAUAUCCAAUUCACUGAUAAUUCGAGAUGGACGAGAAGUGGACAAUUUAGGUUAGCAGCAAAAGUUGAGCAAAAGGUUUCUGGUGAAGUUAAAAUCAGGGAAGCUACAAGUAGAAAAAUUGUGGUAAAAGAUCACCGCGGAGAAUCGAAUAAGAAACAUGAGACUCCAUCCUUGGGGGAUCCAAUAUGGCGUUUGAAGAAGAUAGGAAGAGAUGGUACAAACUGUAAACAAUUGACUUCUUCUGGAAUUCAAACCAUCCGAGACUUUCUGCUGCAACACGCAAUCAAUCCAUCCAAAUUACGCAAUCUUUUAAAAAGGGUGGCAGAUAGAAAAUGGAAGGAAAUCAUAGAAAACGCAAUGGCUUCUGUUGCAAAUGAUCGUAAGCUUUAUGCUUACCACAGAGCUGGUGAACGUGUUGGCCUCCAGUUCAAUUCUAUCUAUCAGGUUGUAGCGGCCACAUUCGAUGGCCAUAACUAUUGUCCUGUGCAAACACUAAGCUUAGAUGAGAAGCAUGCGGUGGAAGUUGUGAAGCAGCAAGCGUACGAAAAUAUCAAUGAUUGGGUCCCCAUGGCCAAUGAGCUAUCAACUGUAAGCUUUUCAAGGCCCUCAGGAAGUAUACAGGAUUAUCCAUUUGGUGUUCCAGAGCAAAAUCCACAACAAUUUGAAUUCCCACUUCCAGUCACACAUCAAGUUCAAGGAGAAAUAUGGCCGAGUUUCAACCAACCACUCCCAUCAUAUCCAGCAUCACAUGUCCAUGCAGGAGAAACGAGCAAUCAAAUAGAAGCUUCUGGACUACAAAGCAAUCAUCCAAUGCCAAGCAACUAUUCAAUUGAUGAUUAUUUGAUUGGACAUUUCAACACAGAGGGAAAUGAUUUUAUCAUUUUUCCGAGCAACCAAGCAGAUUUUGGCAACUUCACUUUCUCCAAUUCUGGUGUGGUGCCUAUUUCAAGGGCUGGAAAGGCAGCAUGGUGUAAGAUUCGGGCUGCUGCCAGGUGGAGUACAGUUUGGCGGGAUGUGGCUGCUAAAAGAACCGCUAGGCCAAUCUGCAUAUAAUUUCUAGACUCAAAUUGUGAAGAAGUUCUCCUUUGGAAGUUUUUACCUAGAUCUAUAAUAACUUAGUUUGUAAGAUACCUUUUUCAGCAACCCCAUCCUUUCCUUUGUAUCAAGUUCAGUGAAGGAGAACAUGUAACUGUGUGAUUCUUGGGUCAUUAUGUACAAAGUAUUUUAGUGAUCGAUAUGACACUGUAUGAUACCUCAUAUCAGGGUAAAGGAAGGUGGUGACUAGCACCCCACGUGGUUUGGGAAUAAAAUUGGGAUUGAAUGUUUUAAGGAGUUUCAAUUGUAAAAUUGAUUAAUCCGUUUGAAAUAUGGCUCUAAGUUUCUUUGAA